This is a messenger RNA of Aspergillus welwitschiae, 2292 nucleotides long. RefSeq names its product fungal specific transcription factor domain-containing protein. The record is from RefSeq and is a predicted model, not a curated record. Lineage: Eukaryota; Fungi; Ascomycota; Eurotiomycetes; Eurotiales; Aspergillaceae. Gene Ontology annotation, biological process: DNA-templated transcription; positive regulation of transcription by RNA polymerase II. Gene Ontology annotation, molecular function: DNA-binding transcription factor activity, RNA polymerase II-specific; sequence-specific DNA binding; zinc ion binding. Bases 1 to 2292 code for a protein of 763 amino acids. The transcript is spliced from 3 exons.
AUGGAGCAGCCGAGCCCGCCAUGGUAUCCAACCACAGAGGUCCGCCCUUCUGCAAACGCUCUCUCGAAGACGCACAGCUCAACGACUUCGACUCGGCAUAAACGGCGUCCUGCGGCUUGUGUCCGCUGUCGUCGGCGAAAGGUCCGCUGUGAUGGCUCCGUACCCACAUGCUCCAACUGUGCGAAAGCUAGUGUAGACUGUAUGGAAGGGCGAGCUGCGUCUGCUGUAUCCAGAAGCCGAUUAUACUAUCUGGAACGGCGCGUUCGAGAGCUAGAAAGACUAGAAACAUCGCCACUACGCGACAAUUUCGACAAUAGCCAAAGCGCCUUUGAUCAAAAUCAACUGCUUGGUGGGCACAAUGCAAGUCCGCCACAAACCUCUGUAGUGGCUGAACAUCAUGGCCUUGACCUGAGUCAAAACCACCACAGCCCUCCCGUAGAGUCAUCGGCUGUCCCGAGCUCGACCCAGAUCACUCACAACCAACCGCUGGCCCAUGAGGUCGGCCUUCUGUCCCUGGCCAGCAAUACAGAUCCUAAAUAUUUAGGCCCAUCAUCUGGAGUUUCAUUCGCCCAGCUCAUCUAUGAAAGCGCCCCCCAGUCACAAGGCUUGCCAUUGCCGCUACUUAGAAGCCAAGGGACACGGCAAGAGCUGCACGCUCUUCCACCUACAGUAACGGGGCAGGCGCUCACGUCAGAAGUCUCUAGCAUUCCACCCAUCCACUUGCCCUCCCCAACAGAGUGCCAGCAGUACGCAGAGGCUUAUUUCGAGAGCACGUGUCUUUAUCCUUUUAUCUCACAGGACAGGCUAUAUGAGCUCCUAAGCCAAGUCCUGAAGUUUAAAGAGACAUCUACAUGGAAUCAUCCGGUCCCUAUUAGACUAGCUGCGGCGCAGCUAGGUCUCGUUCUGUCCUUGGGGGCACGGUUCCUUGAAUUACGACUCGGGUCCGAAUUUGACUCCCGCGACCUUCUUGUCUCUGCCAUGACUCACUGCUCCCAGAUAUGCCUUCAGGAUAGCGUGGAGGGUAUACAAGUCCUGUUACUGAUGGUUCUUCACAGCUUCUAUAGUCCAGAGGGCCUAAAUGCUUGGUAUCUUCUCCACACUAUCAUUGCAAGCUGUCUAGACCUUGGCCUUCAACGACGGCAUGGAUAUGCUCCAGAGUUGAAUUUGACGACAUACCCCGUGACCGCACAAAGACGUAGCGCCAUAUUCUGGUCGGCAUAUUCAAUGGAUCGGACACUAACAACUAUUCUCGGUCGUCCAUUGACCCUCAGAGAUGAGGCCAUUGAUCAGCCAUUUCCAGGUCUUGAGGGAAGCGAUGAAGUUGACGAAGCAGGAACUCAGUGGCAUCGUGCAUGUAUUACGUCGGAAAUGAACAUGCAGCCCUCCGAGCAGAUACCCUCGACGUAUCUAGCAUUUAUUUACUCCCUACGAUUUGACCGAAUCAUUGCUGAGAUCAAGCUAAUGAUUUACCGCGUCUCUCGCUCGCCACGUCGUUUUCCCUGGCCAUCGAAUAUUCCCGCCUGGCAACGGGAGACAGAACAAGCUUGCAAGAACCUCCUAACCGAAGUCCACAAUCAGCAGCGCGGCCGUCCGCUGUGCGGCCGCAGCUCACUAUCUGGAACAACCGUGCAACGCCUGGAGAUCAAAUUCCACCAAUGCAUCAUACUCCUCUACCGACCGAGCCCUCAGUUGCCAUAUCCAAGCUUCGAUGCCAUCAAAACAUGUUUUGGUAGCGCAAUGAAGAUAAUCCAGAUCAACGCAGAGCUUCACCGCUUCUUGAACAUGGAGUUGUCGUGGCUCUCUGCUCACUCUAUCUUUGUUGCUGCCAUCACAGUGCUGUAUUGCCUCUGGGCUUACCCUACGGUGAGAGGUCUGAUGCCGGUAAUCGUUCCAUUAUCCCGUGUAGAGUCCGCCUUGGAGCUCCUUACAUUCCUUAAACGGCAAUGGUCUGUAGCAGCGCAGCCAUGCGAAAAGCUCUCACGACUCAUUGCCUUGACUCGCGAAAGUAUUUCCGAGACCGCCGAGAACCCAAGGCAAUCUGAGACUACGGAUAACAAUAUAAGAAAUCCGGCCGCUGAGACACAGGUUGGGAAUGGGGCUAGCGCCGUGCCUCAAGAAGACGGCAGGUCGCUGUUGAUCGAUGAAUUGGGUAUCCUGCGGGAUCUGUUUGACCUCGGCUGGCUCAGUGACUGGGGCUCGGAUCCUACGCAGCCGCCUGUCUGGGAUACCUCAGGGCUUAUGACGGGCUUUGAUGCUCGGCGGGAUUCUGGUGCAGGUCGUCGUGGUGGAUGA